UGACACUAACUACAAUCCAUUACCCAGUACAAGCACUAUUACUAACAACAAGAGCUUCAUUCACAUUUUCACUUUCUUUCAUCUUACUACCACAAACACACAAUGUGCUCUUUCACCUUCUUGAUUCUCCUCUUCAUUUUGAACAUUUCCCUUUCACCUCUUACCACCUUUUCGCAAGAAACAACCGUGGCUCAGUGCGCGACAAGGCUGCUUCCGCUUGCACCCUGCGCCUCAUUUGUGCAAGGUACUGCCUCAUCGCCAGCCCUGUCGUGCUGCGACAACCUCAACCAACUCUAUGCUCAGCAGCCAAAAUGCCUAUGCAUGCUUCUCAAUGAAACUACACUCAACUCUCUUCCUAUUAACACUACACUUGCUCUGCAGUUGCCAAGUCUAUGUCACCUCAAAGUAGACAUCUCUAUUUGUUCUGGGAGAAAUGUGAGUACUAGUCCACCUGGGUCUCAAAUGUUGACAAACACCAAUUCCACUUCUCACGUAAACUCCACCAUUGCAGCUUCUCCAAUGUUUCAAACUGUACCAACAUCACCAAAUUCUGCAACAGGACAUGGGUCUAACGAAGGUGGCAGGUUGAAAAGGGCUACUGAUUUUACUAUGGUGAUGGUAGCUGCUUUGAUCUUUUCUUUGGCUACUUAACUCAUAAUAUUUUAUACAUAAUUUUGUGACUUUUUUAGGUACUGACAAGUGGUAGUUUUAUGUAAUUGUUAAGCUAUUUGGUUAAUUUCAAUUCUAAGCAGAUCUUACUAAUAUUUUUACAAUAA
Cannabis sativa is the source of this 776-nucleotide messenger RNA. RefSeq names its product non-specific lipid transfer protein GPI-anchored 10. NCBI's taxonomy places the organism in Eukaryota, Viridiplantae, Streptophyta, Magnoliopsida, Rosales, Cannabaceae. The record is from RefSeq and is a predicted model, not a curated record. Bases 103 to 651 code for a protein of 182 amino acids. The transcript is spliced from 3 exons.